This is a messenger RNA of Eruca vesicaria subsp. sativa (arugula), 1242 nucleotides long. NCBI's taxonomy places the organism in Eukaryota, Viridiplantae, Streptophyta, Magnoliopsida, Brassicales, Brassicaceae. The record is from the annotation of a GenBank genome assembly.
AUGAUGGCAACAAACAUCAUCGACUUUCAGAACUGCUUCAUCUUUAUCUUCCUCUGCUUCUUCUCACUACUCUGUUACACUCUCUUCUUCAGGAAACCAAAGGACUUUACUUUGCCUCCGAGUCCUCUUUCUCUACCCAUCAUUGGUCAUCUUCACCUUCUUCUCUCUGUUCUAAUCCACAGAUCUUUACAAAAACUCUCGUCCAAGUAUGGUUAUAUUCUCUAUCUCCGCAUCUUCAGUUCCCCCAUAGUCCUCGUCUCCUCGGCCUCAGUUGCUUAUGAGAUCUUCAGGGCACACGACGUUAACAUUUCCUCUCGUGGAUUCCCUCCGUCCGAAGAUUCCCUUUUCGCUGGAUCUUCCAGCUUCAUCUCUGCUCCCUAUGGAGAUUACUUUAAGUUCAUGAAGAAGGUUCUUGUCACCAACCUGUUAGGAACUCAGGCUCUCAAGCGGUCACGAAGAGUCCGUGCUGAUGAGCUAGAUCGGUUUUACAAUAACUUGUACGAGAAGGCAGUGAAGAAGGAGACCGUGGAGAUCUUUGAGGAAGUGUUGAAUCUCACAUGGACGUGUUGUUGGCAAGUUAUGGAGACGAAAAUGCAGCGUAUAAGAUCACUAGGAACCAUAUCAAAUCGUUUUAUGUGGCACUACCACGCCGGUACCAAUACAAUGGACAUUGGCAGAGAUCAUCAACAGCCCCAAGACACUUGGAGACUAAGAAGGGAACUCGACUCUGUGGUAGGGACAACAAGGUUGAUUCAAGAAACAGAUUUACCAAACCUCCCUUAUUUGCAAGCAGUGGUCAAGGAAGGGCUAAGACUACACCCGCCGGAGCCUAUCUUCGAGAGAUUCUCCCAAGAAGGGUGUAGAGUAGGAGGGUUCUAUGUACCAGAGAAAACAACCAUAAUGGUUAAUGCUUAUGCUGUGAUGAGAGAUCCAAAGUACUGGGCAGAUCCUGAUGAGUUUAAGCCAGAGAGGUUUCUAGAUACAUGGCAAAAGGAGGAGAGAAAGGAGCAAGCACUUAAGUACAUUCCUUUCGGAAGAGGAAGAAGAGGCUGUCCUGGAGAAAAUCUAGCUUAUAUCUUUAUAGGAACUGCAAUAGGUGUGAUGGUUCAGGGAUUUGAAUGGAAAUUCAAAGAAGAGAAAGUUAACAUGGAAGAGGUUGUCGUAGGACUGAGCUUGAGUAUGACCCAUCCUCUUAAGUGCACUCCCGUUGCUCGAACUCUAAACCCGCUAAUUCUGAAUUGA